CAGCUCAGCUUUCCUUCUGCUGGAAGGGAAGCAGCAAUGAAGCCCAGCCCUGCUUCCUGUCUCCCCAUGAGAGGAGGGGCAGCCUUCUCUCUCUCUCUCUCUCUCUUCUGCAGGCCUACGCUGGGAAAGCACACAUAGGACAUGAUGCUGCUGCCAUCUUCUGGUGUGCAUGGUCAGAGUGAGGACAGCUCAAUACUCAUCAUGGGAGAACCCGGCACAAAAUUUCAGUUGACCAAAGAAAUGGUGAUGGAGAAGCCAAGUCCCCUGCUUGUCGGGCGGGAGUUUGUGAGGCAGUACUAUACCCUGCUUAACCAGGCACCAGACUUUCUGCACAGGUUCUACGGCAAAAGUUCUUCCUAUGUUCAUGGUGGUUUGGACAGCAAUGGAAAACCUGCAGAUGCUGUAUAUGGGCAAACUGACAUCCAUAAGAAAGUUAUGUCCUUGAAUUUUAAGGACUGCCGAACAAAAAUCCGGCAUGUUGAUGCCCAUGCCACUCUGAAUGAUGGGGUUGUGGUACAAGUAAUGGGUGAGCUUUCCAACAACAGGCAACCCAUGAGACGCUUCAUGCAGACCUUUGUGUUGGCGCCAGAGGGAUCUGUGGCAAAUAAGUUUUAUGUCCACAACGACAUAUUCCGUUACCAGGAUGAAGUUUUUGGUGACUCUGACACAGAACCUCCUGAAGAAUCGGAUGAGGAAGUAGAUGAGCCUGAAGAAAGGCAGCAAACUCCAGAAGUAGUUGCCACAGAUGACGGCACAUACUACGAUCAAACUGGCAAUAGCAAUGACUUGGAUGAACCACUGGAAGAGCAGAUUAUAGAGGCAGAACCCGAGCCAGAACCUGAGCCAGAGCAAGAUCCCGAUCCUGAGGUGACUGAAGAGAAAUGUGAACCUGUGUCUGAAGAACCUGCACCAGAAGAAGAAGAGGUGGUUGAAAAGAGCCCAUCUCCUCUUCCUGCUGACCCCGCACCAGCAGUACAAGAAGACUCCAGGGCAUUCUCAUGGGCAUCUGUAACAAGCAAAAAUCUUCCACCUAGUGGGGCUGUACCAGUGUCAGGAAUACCACCACAUGUUGUUAAAGUUCAGCCAUCACAGCCCCGGCCUGAAGUUAAAUCAGAAAACCAGAUCUCACAGAGACCACCACAGAGAGAUCAAAGAGUCAGAGAACAGAGGACUACAACAAUUCCUCCACGAGGAGGGCCAAGACCUGUGAGAGAAGGUGAACAAGGAGAACUAGAAACCCGGCGCAUCAACAGGUAUCCGGAUAGCCACCAGUUGUUUGUAGGCAAUCUGCCGCAUGAUGUAGACAAGAACGAGCUCAAGGAGUUCUUCCAGACUUAUGGCAAUGUUGUUGAGCUGCGUAUAAACAGUGGCGGAAAGCUUCCCAACUUUGGCUUUGUGGUAUUUGAUGAUGCAGAACCCGUGCAGAAAAUCCUAAGCAGCAGACCUAUUAUGUUCCGUGGAGAUGUCCGCCUAAACGUGGAAGAAAAGAAAACUCGUGCAGCUAGAGAGGGUGAUCGUCGUGGCGAGAGGCCCCGUGGCCCUGGAGGACCACGUGGAGGUCUUGGAGGUGGUCUGAGAGGACCACCACGUGGUGCGAUGUCACAGAAGCCUGGUUUUGGGGCUGGAAGGGGUGUCCAAGGUCCACGCCAGUGAUUUUGUUUUGGGUUUUUUUUUUUUCUUUGAGUGGCUUCUUACAUCAGAUUGGGUACAGCCCUCUUCUGUCCUGCAGCCUUCUGAAACUUGGGUCUUGGAUGUCUUGGCAUAUUGUCCCAACGUGACGGACUGCUACACUUCACCUGUCUCAUCCCAAAUGUGUUGCAAUUUUACAGAUUUCUUUUUUUAUUUCCCAGCCUCCCCCCUCUUCUUUAUCCAGUUCCCAGAAUCCAGCAUUUGUUGGACAGUUACUUUUAGGGGAUAAAAGGAUUAAAGGAAAAUUACGCAUAAUCCUGUUUUCAGGAGUCAGAUACAAUGGAACAUUACCUGAUUUUAGGCAAAUCCACUGGUGUAAUCGUGAACGCUGGUAUAGCAUCUGAGUCUUUGAAUGAUGGAAAAU
Messenger RNA from Hyla sarda, 2053 nucleotides. RefSeq names its product G3BP stress granule assembly factor 1 (gene G3BP1). The record is from RefSeq and is a predicted model, not a curated record. Gene Ontology annotation, biological process: positive regulation of cell migration. Gene Ontology annotation, molecular function: mRNA binding. Bases 142 to 1653 code for a protein of 503 amino acids. The transcript is spliced from 12 exons. Gene Ontology annotation, cellular component: ribonucleoprotein complex; plasma membrane; cytosol. Lineage: Eukaryota; Metazoa; Chordata; Amphibia; Anura; Hylidae.